Rattus norvegicus (Norway rat) is the source of this 1045-nucleotide messenger RNA. RefSeq names its product cancer/testis antigen 55-like. NCBI's taxonomy places the organism in Eukaryota, Metazoa, Chordata, Mammalia, Rodentia, Muridae. Gene Ontology annotation, cellular component: cytoplasm. The record is from RefSeq and is a predicted model, not a curated record.
ACAGACACCAUUGUCUCUCAUUGGCUGACCAGUGGGAAAAGGUUGCCUUUGAAGCAGAGGGAGCUUUAUGGGAAGCUGGCGGUAGGUGAGGAGGUACCCUGACACUGGCUCUCCUAAGAGCUUCAUCUUAGCGAUUCACUACCAUCACACAGAGGCUGGGGAACGGGGGUGUAAACUAAGUGAGACAAAGGAAGUCUGCUGAAUCAUCUGUAAGCCUCGGACACUGGCUGGGCUGGUGGUGAUAUCACCAUGUUGAGCCUUCUACGGUGGAUAUCCACAUUCUUUCACGGGAGCAACACGUCUGAAGAAAUAUCAGAGGAACAGCCUCAAGAUAACACCAGGUUGAAGUCUAUUCAGGGAGUGGUCACCUCUCUGUGCAAUUACUAUGGCUGGAUCAAUGACUCCAUCCUCUUCAACAUGGAGGUAAUCAGUGACAAUGUGCCUCUGAAGAUCGGGACCAAUGUCCUUGCCCUUGUGGAACAAGAUGAAAUAACUCAUACCCUGAAAGCAAUCAAGGUGAAAGUUAUGAAUGAUCUUCCCGAGGGCAGUGAGCCAUCAAAACUUGGCAGAAGGCUUUGUAUUAGAUGUGUCACCUCUGUAACUGAAGAAGACGUGUAUGUCACCGAGAACAUGUCUUUCCCAUUAUACCUCUUUUCUGGCGCAUUCAAACCUUUCAAAGGAGACUUGGUACUGGUUGAGUAUUCCAUGAAUUCAGGCACAUCAAACAUAAAUAUCCACUCUGUGAGCCCCCUCAACUCUCAGGAUAUGAAUGAGGUCUAUGUUACUAGCAUUGAUGGAAGAAAUGGCAUGGUGGAAGCCAGAGUCUUUUUCACCCUCGACUCUCUCCAGAUACCUUCCGGGUAUACACCUGGAUUAUACGACAUUGUAGAUGUGGUCGCUGUCGACAGUAUCCAGCAACACUGUUCACUGAGGGCAGUAUCAAUGACCCCAGUACAAGAGGAGAUUUAACCAGACCUACAAUUCGCUUUCCGGCUUAUGCCCAAGGUUCUGGUUUAGUAAAAUAAUGUUGCGUGUAAUCCAGAAA